Messenger RNA from Staurois parvus, 604 nucleotides. Lineage: Eukaryota; Metazoa; Chordata; Amphibia; Anura; Ranidae. The record is from the annotation of a GenBank genome assembly.
GAUGACCAGAGACUGCGGACACAGUACAGGAGAUGACCAGAGACUGCAGACAUAGUACAGGAGAUGACCAGAGACUGUGGACAUAGUACAGGAGAUGACCAGAGACUGCAGACACAGUACAGGAGAUGACCAGAGACUGCGGACACAGUACAGGAGAUGACCAGAGACUGCGGACAUAGUACAGGAGAUGACCGGAGACUGCAGACAUAGUACAGGAGAUGACCAGAGACUGCGGACAGUACAGGAGAUGACCAGAGACUGCGGACACGGUACAGGAGAUGAACAGAGACUGCAGACAGUACAGGAGAUGACCAGAGACUGCGGACACAGUACAGGAGAUGACCAGAGACUGCGGACAGUACAGGAGAUGACCAGAGACUGCGGACACAGUACAGGAGAUGACCAGAGACUGCGGACACAGUACAGGGGAUGACCAGAGACUGCGGACAUAGUACAGGAGAUGACCAGAGACUGCGGACACAGUACAGGAGAUGACCAGAGACUGCGGACACAGUACAGGAGAUGACCAGAGACUGCAGACACAGUACAGGAGAUGACCAGAGACUGCGGACACAGUACAGGAGAUGACCAGAGACUGCGGACA